AUGGAUCCCUUUAGAUACCGUAAAGCAUAUGAGGCAAUGCUGCACACCACACAACUCAUCGAGGAUCGGCUGAGACAAGAUUUUGAACCCAGGGAAGAAACCACCAUUCAGGAUGACGCGCCUAAAGCUGCUUUAUCAGGGCAGGACCCUGAUAGCAUGGAUUGGACACCUACAGAAUCUCUUACCCCUCCUCCGGAAUGUGGACCGCCACCGGCGUUAUCUAAAAAGAUGCGACACCUCCUGCCCGGUGGCGGUGAAGGCGAUCUCAGGGCUGAGGAUACGGGCGAGAAUGCGGUGCUCCUUCACAAGAUGGCAGAGGGUAGGAUUAUGGAUGAGUGUAUUGACAAACUGGUCCACGAUCUACCGGAUGUCUUGAGCUAUCAAAAGUCGUUAUCCUUCACUCCCUCCACGAUCGAGGUGCCCAAGGACUUUGGCCUGCAGCUAAGUAUUUCGAUCAAUCAUCAUCUCGCUCAGAUAGCCGACCGCAAAGCGCUGGAGAAGUACCGGAGACUUCUUGGACACCGUAAAGACGCAACAAAGAAGAAGGCUGUGAGGCUUGGGUUUGAUCCAGUUGAGCUGAUCAAAAAGCAAGCUGUGGCCUUUGGGGAAAAUGGCCCGGAAGCAAUAUGUACGCUUGACAACGACAUCCAUCCAAUUUUUCGCUUAGAGAACUGGCAUGGCUGUCCUGAUGGGAUAUACGAUGUGAUGAAACCGGCUUUGCAGUUGGCUACGCUGUUUUUGACCUCUCGAGCAACGGCUCACUUUUGGCAUACCCUCGUGUUCGGAAAGCGAGAGCAUUGCGAGGAAACUUCGGCUGCGUAUGGUCAACCAUGCUUUCGUAUCAAAGAGGAUGUGGCAUGGUCUGAGGAGCGCGACACCAUAUUCAAGAAUUUUCUUGGCAACCAGAUCGACACACUGCACUUUUACUUCCACCACGACCCCUUACCCCCCGAGACUGCAUAUGCAUCAAUGGGCUUGGUCAAGGAUUACAAGAAUGGGUUGAUGCGGAAGAUCAACCAUAAAUGUCAUACAAGUCGUAUUUGCUUGCACUCGGAUUUCUACACUACAGCAAAGAAGCUCAGCCUACUCCGGUAUCGUGAGCCCGCCAUGGUACUGCGUUACAACAUGUUCUUAGCCACAUGCCUAGCGCAUGAAGUAGCCCAUUUCUGCGAAGUAUCUGGACCGCAUCAUGACCAUCCACUACUGUCUGAGCCAGAGGUCUUUUUUGGAGACAACAUGUGGACAGAGAGUGGGAUUUCUUUUGAAUUGAAAAUCUUCGGUGGUCGCAUUCACCCGCUAUCCAGCCGGAUCGAUUGCAAAUUCGGACUUGCUUGCCUCGACUACCCACUCAAAGAACUUUACGACAAGGACGAAAACGUGCUAUAUGCUUUGACCAUGGAAUACAUCCUCAAGCUGCAGCAAAAGGAGACGUGGGUACAGGAUUUUAGCAAGGCUGGCACUGACAUCUUUUUCGUUCCCCGCACUGGUGGUAAAUCGAUAGAGAUAAACGGUACCAACCUCAUGAUCUGGGAAGAUGAAAGCGAUGCCGAUAUAUCCGAUCACAUUGAUAAUGAAGAUACGGAAUGGAUGCGAAUGGACGAUGGUUCGAUUGCAAGGAACCCAAAAGCCAGCAAUCGUAGGUCGCAGCGUCAGCCUGCGGUGCCACGAUGGAAUCCAUACAGUAACCAUAAGAGGAAGAACACUGUUGAAGCAAGCGCGCCAUGUGUCUCUAAGGAGGUCGUUGAGAUAAAAGAAGAGCAAGAGAAGGAAUCAAAGGAAUUGGAGAUUCCAGAAGAUGUCGAACCUGGGAAAGUUGGAUCUGACCAGGACAUGGUUUGA
Molecule: messenger RNA, 1839 nt
Organism: Exserohilum turcica Et28A
Lineage: Eukaryota; Fungi; Ascomycota; Dothideomycetes; Pleosporales; Pleosporaceae
Exons: 1
Coding region: 1-1839 (612 amino acids)
Source: RefSeq, a predicted model, not a curated record